Molecule: messenger RNA, 714 nt
Organism: Cooperia oncophora
Lineage: Eukaryota; Metazoa; Nematoda; Chromadorea; Rhabditida; Trichostrongylidae
Source: the annotation of a GenBank genome assembly
AUGGAUGAACUCUCAAUUCUGACAAAGUUAAGGGGUCAUACAAUAGAGCAGCCAACGAUAACUGGACUACUAUACGAUGACGAUGAGGAUGAUCCCACAUGGUUCAUCACAGCAAGGUAUAAUUACGCAUACGGACCACGAUUGAUGUAUGUUCUUUUUGUUAUUGGAACGUGGUUGAGUGCCGAACUUUUUCUUUUUUGGCGGUUGACCAUGGAGCAUGUAGCAUUACUUGUUAUCCAAUAUGGUUUGGGGAUUACAAAACUUCCAUCUGAUGUACGGGACAGUCGUAAAACUCGAUUGCUCCCUCAAAAGCUCAUGUGGGAAGAGCCACUAGAAGUAGUUGAUCACGGCCUUCAUGGCACUGGCUUAGCUCUUAUUUGCUUUCUUCGAUUUCUCGCCAGCCACCAGUUUUCUAUGUCAUAUUCAAUCGAGUUAAGCCUGCAAGAUGGACGCCCGAUACCAUAUCCGAUUUUAAUGCGUCAGUCAAUGUGGGAACCAUUGCAUCAGGGAAGUCGAAUACAAUAUAUGUGUUCAAAAACAGUAGUUUCGAAAGAACCCGUUGUGAAUAAUUUCCGAAUACCGAGGCGGCCAUCCCGGAGUUCCUUCAGCCAGUUAGCAUUUCGAACAUAUCAUCACAUUGCUGUGAACGGUCGCUUUGACUCUAUAUACAUCGGUGAUAUAAUACAAGACUUGAGCGAGAGCGAGUCAAGGUAG